CGCGAACAACACACGCACUCAAUAAAUAACAGCAAUAGUCCAUCCGUUUACACAACAGUAGACCGUGACGCAUAUAGACACACCAGUCGACAGCAGACGUUCUAGGCCGAGCAAUGGAUGUGUCGCAGCGACAAACCUUAGAUGUGUUGGCAAUCAUUUUACUCAUCAUAAUGGUCUUUAAACCUACUCUGGGACAGGAUACUGCCGUCGUUCGCUUCGCCUGCGAAUAUCCUACCUGCAAAUGUAGGCAGCUCACUGAGACACACGUCAGUUUUAUUAUGGAAUGCACAACAUCAUGGUCAGAUGCGGUUAUCCUGCCAAGAAACCAGUCUACGAAUAUUGUACAGUUAUCAGUGCAAUGUUCGGAAAACGCAAAUCCGCUGACGUUGCUAGAGAGAUUACGGUACGAUUUGUUGUAUGUACGGUCCCUAACGUUGGAGAACUGUGAAACAGCCCUGAAUGACAUCGUCGCAGCAGGGAAGUUUCAUAAUUUAGUAAAUCUUACGUUGAAAGGUGCACGUGCAGAUCUUUCUGACGCUGACACAUUAAAUGCAGGUCUGGCUAGCCUUGGUGAGCUUACGUUUCUAAAUAUAUUGAAUUCGUCUAUCAAAGAAAUGCCAUCGUUGUGUUCUCAAACGGAACUGGUCUCUCUAAAUGUGUCUGGAAACGUGCUGUCGUCAGUGGGCAGCCCAUAUCAGAAGUGUACAUCAUCGACUAAGCAGACGAAGCUGAGAGUUCUGGACUUAAGCAGAAACAAAGUCACGAGACUGGAAUCAUGGCUAGGUCAAGGCACAUCUCUCACGGAUUUACAUCUGAGCUCCAAUCUUUUUGAUGAAAACGAUUUUGCCGUGCUUGUCAAUUUGAGUGACCUCACAUCGUUGGACAUGUCAAACAAUUUGUUAACAGCCUUACCCGUUGGUUCAUUUACACACAAUCUGGGCUUGCGCAGACUUAACGUGUCUAGGAACUCCAUCACAGUCCUCCAGAGCGGUUCGAUCACUGGUCCGUCCCGUCUAGAAUCGCUCGACCUGUCGCAUAACUCUCUCUCAGUUAUUCAAGAUGGAGCAUUGGCAGAGUUGCGGCAUCUCAAGAGGCUAUAUUUGGGAUUUAACUCCCUGAGUUCCCUUCCAUUUAGCAUUUUUGAUCAGCUUGCGUCCUUGAAGAUUCUGCAUGUCAUGAAUAACAGCAUUGUGGACGUACCGUCAUUCAGCCAUCUCCAGUCUCUGCUGGCUCUGAACCUGAAGAAUAAUCAAAUACAGAGAUUACAAAGAGACGCGUUCUCGUCUUUAACACUGUUACAAGCAAUUGGUUUGAGUGGAAACGCGCUAACCACCAUGGAGUUAGCAACGUUUGAUUUUUCAGAAAGUCUUUUUAUUAUCGACCUAUCCUACAAUAACAUUAGCUCUCUAGUCGACGGUGUGAAUUCCAGAAGAACGCUGUCAAAGAUAGCAAAGGUAUCGUACCUUCGACUGGAUUUCAACAAGAUAGACGACAUCUCUAUCAUUGGGAAACGCUUUCUCAAUUUGAAGUAUUUGUUUCUUGACAACAAUCACGUAACAACUAUCCGCAAACGUAACCUGCCACGGUUGCUGAAGAUACUCACGUUAUCGGACAACAACAUCACCAGAAUUGCGGCCAUGACUUUUAAAUUUAUGAAAAACCUCGAACUUGUAACCCUUCAAAGAAACUACCCAUACCUGUCACAAUUAAGAUGGUCGUCAGUUCAAGUAUACUCCAAGCAGGAGUCGAAGCCGAAGUUCUACAUCGGUGGCAAUUUGUUCAUGUGUGACUGUAACAUGGCCUAUUUGAAAGCCUGGAAUCAGGCGCGAAACCGAAUUCCCGCUCUAAAACUGAAUUAUCCCAACUUCUCAGACAUGCAGGAUGUUUACUGUAUUUCAUUAUACGACAAAGAGGCGACCAGUUUCCGCGAGGUUCCCAUGUCUCAUUUUGUAUGCGAGUAUAUGUUCGGCAGACACUGUCCAUUCGGAUGCAAAUGCUGCCUCAAACCUAAUUGCACGUGCGAUUACACCUGCCCCGUGCAGUGCUCUUGUUAUCAGGGAGGGACUCUCUGGACCAAUGAUGUUUACGACAGGAUUCAUUGUGACAACAGAUUGCUGACGGAGGUCCCAGAGAACAUCCCUCUCUCAGCCACUCACCUCUAUCUAAAUGACAAUGAAAUGCUGUCCUUAACGUCUGGAAGAUUCUCCGGUUUGUCAGAGGUGAGACAUCUCUAUUUAAAUAACAGUGGGGUCACACAUAUCGGUCAUGGUGUCUUCAGUGGAAUGGAUAAGCUUGAAGGUUUGUUUCUAAACCACAAUAUGAUAUUCGAACUGUUAAACGGUUCGUUUAAUGGGCUACGGAAAUUAAAAGAAUUGCACCUGGAAAACAACAGAAUUUCUUACAUAGAGGAGAACACAUUUAGUAUGUUAAUAAAUCUAAAAUUCCUUUCUCUGGAGAACAAUCUCCUAACCACAUUAUCUGCAGGUGUAUUUAGUUCUCCAGGAAUUGCUCCUACCAUCAUGCUGCUUGGAAAUCCCUGGUCGUGUGAAUGUCAGUCAAUGGUAACAUUAAAAGAGUUUAUGAAACAACACGGCUCAUUGGUGGAAAGAGCAAGCGACCUGCGAUGCUAUUGGUUAUCCACUGACACGUCGAAUGAAAGCGGCCAUCUUCAGAAUUACACCGAAGACUAUGACUUGCAUAUCAACCAAGCGGGCAGUAUUCCCGUCUUGCAGUACGAGUACGACUCGAUUUGUUCCAACACGGCUACCGUCAACGUGUCCGUCCAACACGUCGUGUUCUUAAAUGACGGCAAAUAUGUCGCAGCCCUCGUUAUUCUGAUUAUCAUAAUCGUGGUCUCAUUGGCUACGUCUGCGCUGGCGUAUUGGAAACGAAAAGAGCUCCAGGCCUGGAUCUUCGUUCGGUUCGGGUUGAGGAUCGUGAACAAAAAUAAAAACAUCAACGAAGCGGGUCGAAAAUACGACGCAUUCGUGUCCUACAGCAGCAAGGACGAGCACGUAGUCGUGCACGAAUUGGCGCCAAAACUAGAAGGGGGAGAGAACCCUUACAGACUGUGUUUACAUUACAGAGAUUUCCCGGUCGGCGACUGCAUUGCCGAUACCAUUAUCAACAGCAUCGAAGCCAGUAAAAGGACUUUAAUGCUCAUUUCGGAAAAUUUCCUAACCAGCGAAUGGUGCAGAUACGAGUUCCAAACAGCACAUCAUCACAUUUUAAAGGAGAACACUCACAGACUCAUCAUGGUUCUGUUGGAGGAUUUGGAUCUGGAAAAAGUAGAUCCGGACCUGAGGGUUCACCUAAAAAUCGGAAACUUUCUGAAAUAUAACGACCCGUGGUUUUGGGAGAAACUAUACUUUGCAUUACCUGAUCGUCAGGUAGAUAAGGUUGACCACAACGUGGUAAUAGUGGAUGGAAAUAUCGGUGGUGUGGGUGAUGAUGAUGAUGAUGUUUUCUACACUGAAGCUCAAAUAAAUGAUGUGAAUCUCGCGAAAGAACGAUUGCGCGAUGAACAUAGAGUUUAGGAUUCAAUACUGUAAACAAUGCCUGUUCAAAACAAGGAAGGAAGGAAAUGUUUUAUUUAACGACACACUCAACACAUUUUAUUUACGGUUAUAUGGCGUCAGACAUAUGGUUAAGGACCACACAGAUACCAAGAGAGGAAACUCGC
Messenger RNA from Gigantopelta aegis, 3682 nucleotides. RefSeq names its product toll-like receptor Tollo. The coding region runs from base 114 to 3536 and encodes 1140 amino acids. Lineage: Eukaryota; Metazoa; Mollusca; Gastropoda; Neomphalida; Peltospiridae. The transcript has 2 exons. Gene Ontology annotation, biological process: signal transduction. Gene Ontology annotation, cellular component: extracellular matrix. The record is from RefSeq and is a predicted model, not a curated record. Gene Ontology annotation, molecular function: protein binding.